Prinia subflava (tawny-flanked prinia) is the source of this 854-nucleotide messenger RNA. It is a transcript of the gene AICDA, whose product is annotated as activation induced cytidine deaminase. Gene Ontology annotation, molecular function: cytidine deaminase activity; RNA binding; zinc ion binding. Lineage: Eukaryota; Metazoa; Chordata; Aves; Passeriformes; Cisticolidae. Gene Ontology annotation, biological process: defense response to virus; cytidine to uridine editing; negative regulation of single stranded viral RNA replication via double stranded DNA intermediate. The annotation marks the transcript as partial. Gene Ontology annotation, cellular component: cytoplasm; P-body; nucleus. The transcript is spliced from 4 exons. The record is from RefSeq and is a predicted model, not a curated record.
CUCGUCUUCUCCUGCAGCAUCCUCAUGCACAGGAGACUCUUCCUCUACAACUUCAGGAACCUGCGCAAGGCCAAGGGCCGCCGUGAAACCUACCUCUGCUAUGUUGUGAAGCGCCGGGACAGCGCUACCUCCUGCUCCCUGGACUUCGGAUACCUGCGCAACCAGAUGGGCUGUCACGUCGAGGUGCUCUUCCUGCGCUACAUCGCCGCCUGGGACCUGGACCCGGGGCGCUGCUACCGCAUCACCUGGUUCACCUCCUGGAGCCCCUGCUACGACUGCGCCCAGCACAUCGCCAGCUUCCUGCGCUCCUACCCCAACCUGACCCUCCGCAUCUUCAUGGCCCGCCUCUACUUCUGCGAGGACCGCAAGGCGGAGCCCGAGGGGCUGCGGCGCCUGCACAAGGCGGGGGCACAGAUUGCCAUCAUGACCUUCAAAGAUUUCUUCUACUGCUGGAACACAUUUGUGGAGAACAGGGAACAGACAUUCAAAGGCUGGGAAGGGCUGCAUGAAAACUCUGUCCAUCUUGCCAGGAAACUUCGACGAAUCCUCCUGCCGCUGUAUGAAGUAGAUGAUUUACGAGACGCUUUUAAAAUUCUGGGACUUUGAAGUGGAAGUCAUCAGCAAACAGAAGAUUUCACCAACACUUGUUCUUUCAUUUCCAACUCUCUCCCUUACAACAGACCUUUCUCCUCUUCCCUCCUUAUAUCGAUCUUCCUUCCAGCCCUGUGUCUAGAGAUAAGACUAUCCUUACUUUUUAUUUCCAAGGAGAAUUAGGCUGAUCUUGUGAAGACACCUUCCCCAGGCUCACACCUUAUGCAUUGCUAACUGGGAAUACCCAGGACUGCAGUGACAUU